Debaryomyces hansenii CBS767 is the source of this 570-nucleotide messenger RNA. It is a transcript of the gene FGR39, whose product is annotated as Fgr39p. The coding region runs from base 1 to 570 and encodes 189 amino acids. The transcript has a single exon. NCBI's taxonomy places the organism in Eukaryota, Fungi, Ascomycota, Pichiomycetes, Serinales, Debaryomycetaceae. The record is from RefSeq and is a predicted model, not a curated record.
AUGAUAAGGAUAAUACCCGGACGGUACGCCAGUGUGGUGUGUAGGAAAUAUGCAUUUCUGAGAUUUUACUCUUCCAAUAGUCCAACUCCUCCGCAAUACAAAAAAGGUGGAAAUAUACUUGCAAACUCAUUAAGAUAUGUUAGACAAGUUGACGAAUACCAAAAGCAGCUUGAAAAAGCCCCCAGUCAUAAUAAGGUUGUAGAGCUAAUGGAUAAGAUAGAGAAUCAACCAGAAUUGUUGUUUAUUUUGGCUACAUUUCACUACGAAUUAUCAAGAAUCGGGAUUGGCCGGUCCAAUGAUCCAAAGACCAGAUCGAAAUUGUUGUGGAAAUACAGAUUUAAUUACAUAUUGAAAUAUUCCAAGCUUCAUAAUAUAUUCUGGGAACAAUGCAGAUAUGCCAAUAUAUCACAACAUACGCAUGUAUUAGGUUUCAAUCCGCAAGACAUUGGGUUGUUGGAUCCGUGCAAUUUUUCUGAACAGACAUACAAUGAGUUACAAUCAGGCAAAUACAAAGACAUGGCAUUUAAAGAUGUCGAAAUUAUUACGUUUUCAAGACCCCCUUUUAAAUAA